CGUCAUUAUUUAGUGCAAUUCAAACAAUCCAUAGACUACAAAACUCGCUGCAUCAUGGAAUAUAGUUUUUUUUCGAUAAUUAUCGUCUUGGGGUUGUUCGGUAUGAACGCAGUCUCGGGAUUCGUCGGUACGCAUCGAUUGUCACCAUCGACAAGAGCAAGAAUGGAAACCUUCGUGGUCAAAGAGAGAAACCAUCCCGCUUUAUCCCAGCGACGUUCCGCUUCCCACCUGAAUGCUGUCAUUGAUUCUUCCUCCGUAAUAAUAUCGUCGGAGUCCUGGCGUCAGUACGUCCCCCUAGUUGUUAGUUGCGGGAUCAUUAUCGAUAUUUUGCUGGGAAGCCCCCUAGCGAACAUGGCUCUGAAGCCCAUGCGACCGGACAAUGGAGCGGACGAGGAAGAGAAGACCAAGGAAGAAAACAAACCGAGGUCCAAGGCACGAAUAGAUGCGGAGCUGAUUGCCCAGCAAGCGCUCGACAAGGCAAACAGUACCAUGGAACUGCGAAACUUUUUGGAAGAACGAAAAACGGACUACGAUAGAAUGGAAGAAAUGAAACGGAAACUCGAUUCCACAAUGCAGGAGCUAGACGAAGACAUGGAAGCUAGACAGAAAUCAAUUGAUGCACGAAAGGACCAAUAAUAAACAAAAGAAAUGAUCGCGUUCCACGGGGCGCAAUCAACGCUAAGCAAUGUCAAUUUCUCUGGCCAUCAAGACACUAAGACACUACUAGGUAUCAAAAUUGGGUAUCAUAAAGUAACAACAAUUCC
Molecule: messenger RNA, 764 nt
Organism: Pseudo-nitzschia multistriata
Lineage: Eukaryota; Bacillariophyta; Bacillariophyceae; Bacillariales; Bacillariaceae
Source: the annotation of a GenBank genome assembly